Molecule: messenger RNA, 1019 nt
Organism: Apus apus (common swift)
Lineage: Eukaryota; Metazoa; Chordata; Aves; Apodiformes; Apodidae
Gene: PSMG3
Product: proteasome assembly chaperone 3
Exons: 2
Coding region: 303-623 (106 amino acids)
Biological process (GO): proteasome assembly
Source: RefSeq, a predicted model, not a curated record
UUGCGAUCAGAAUUAGCGCGAAGCCGCAGCUGGAUCGUGCCGGGGCCGUGCGGGCGGUUGCGGCGGAACAGAAACGUUCCCCUCCCGGUCUGGGCUUUUGGGGUGUUUGAACGUUCCUCCUGCGCAGACACGCACCCGCGGACCCUUUAUUUCUGCUCUGAAAUCACCUCAACCCGCGUAUUUCAGUGGCAGGGAACGGAUUUGGGCUUUUCACAGCCCGUGGCCUUGUGCGUGUUUAAUGUCGUUUUACAGUUCAGGGUUGUUUUAUUGUUGUUUUUUGUUUUUCCUCCCCCCCCGCAGCGAUGGCAGCGAGUCCCGUGGUGACGUCCAGGCAGCGGGAGCAGGAGGUCCGGGGGGUCCGCACCGAGGUGGUGUGCACGGCCUUCUCCAACUCCGUCUUCGUGGUGGUCACGCAGUACGGCAAGAUGGGCACCCUCGUCUACGUGGACCCCGACACGGUCGGCGACAAGCCCCUCGUCCAUGUUUGUGCCAAACACCUGGUGGCGUUUGUCUCUCAGGAAGCUGGGAAUAAACCUGUUCUUCUCGCCAUGGCUCUAAAGGACAAGACCAUGGAAGGAAUACAAGCUCUACGGGAAGUGAUCCGGAGUUGCCAAGUGUGGUGAAGCUGUGCCAUCUGGAUUCAAGGAAAUGAUCUUGAGUCCGUGACUCAUCACCGCUGACUUAAAAGGACAAGAAAUGAAAAUGAUGGAAUGUCUUUGUGCUGGUUUUGGACUUACUGAGGAAUGUCAUGAAUUUUUCUCUACUGUGUAGAACAUUUGUGGGCUUUGUUACAGUGACAGGUUUGCGGUGCAUACAGUCAGUGAUGGAACGAGAACAAUCGUCUCAACGUACAAGAGAAGUGUUAUUUUUAUCCCAUUGGGUGGGAUGUAUAUUUGGGAAGUGGCACAGCUCUGCCUGUGUGUCCUGAGGAGUGAUGGAUGCCAAGCUUGUAGCUCCACUGCACCGCAAAGGGGGAACACCCAGUGCAGAGUGAAUAAAAGAAACAUUGACAAAUCUAA